AUGCAAAUCUAUGACUUCAUUGGAGGAGAGAGAAAGAGGGUGGCGCAUGCGCGUUAGGCCGACGCCAUCUCUAAACUAUUGUGCAUUAUUACUUGUUGAAAGAUUUCGAUGACUUUUAGUGAAUUUGGUGGUGUAAUUCGUGAUAAAAAGCGUUAACCAUGGAAUUAAUGUGCCGCGUGUGAGGUCAAGUGUUCGUAUGUGUCGUUCGAUGACUGCAUCAUAAAAUCUUUCCAAUCGGUGCCGACGGCGGGGUCCCGUCUUGCGGAAGUUUCUUAGCUAUAGCAACGCAUAUUUUUUGCGGCUAUCUCCACGGCGGCGCUCGCUACCCACCAAUUUCAUGAGCGUUCUUCGACGAAUUCGCUAGUGGUAACUUUUGAGCAUCAUAUCUUAUUUAUACAGCGCCGUUCGGCGAGGAAAAGUUACAAAAAGCGGGGAGAGUCACCUCGGCGGCGUUCUUGCGCGCGUACGCCUAUAUACAUAGACAAGAUUAUGUAUGAAUUAUUGUUUUGGGUCAAAGACACCUCGGCGCUCCGACUCGCGGCAACAGCGUAAAUACGAUAAGUCCACCUUUAUGUUUCAGCUUUCGUCGCGGCGAGAGUGAGUUUUAGUUGAUAUGAACUCUGCUUUAAAACCAGUGCUGCCCCAACCAGGGGUGCCGCAGCCCGGCGGGCAGGCGAGUCCCGCGAAGGGCAACGUCGCGAGUGCUAAUCACGCAGUAGGGCUCCCGCAGGGCGCAAACUCGGUGCACCUGCCCGGUAACAGUCUGUCCGUACAGAAUCUGUCGCAACACGCGCCGCACGCGCCGCUCGCGCCCGCUGCGCCACCGCCCUCCAUGGCCCCCGUGUCCGCCAACAUGGCGCAAAUGGCGCAGAACAUGAGCCACCACGGCAACCUGUCGCUGCUCCCCGCCGCGCCUGCCCAGCCCAGCCCCAAGGGCGCCGGCCCUAGCGCGCUCAGCCUUGUGCAGCCCUUGGCUCUCACUCGCGCCCCAGACAAGAAAGAUGAACCUGGGCCCGCCAACGGGACCGUCGACUGCCCCAAGCCGGCCGCGGCCGCGCCGCUCAAGCCGCUUCAACCGGAGCCCAAGCAGGACAAACCGGACAUCCCCAAGACAUCCCCCAGUGUGCCUAAGCCACCCGAAAAGCCCGCAAGCACACCACCCACUCCACAGAAGCCUGAAGCCAGUGUACCUGUCAGUCAAACAGAUGGCCCCGCACAGCCUAAAGUAGCAACAGCAAACGAGCCACCCGAAAAGUCCCCAACGAAACCCACUGAGCUUAAACCCGCCCCCACAGCAGACAUUGCACCCUCACAGAGUGACAGCAAGCCAGUCCCAGAGUCGGCUAACGAAAAUCAGAGUCAGGAAAAGCCAGCCUCUCCACCGAAAGAUGCAGAGGUGAGUGCGAAACCUGAACCUUCAGUAGCAAAAGAAGAAAAGGUAGAUGAAGUUGCCCAGAAACCAGCAGUUGUAGAGCCACAGCCCCAGAAAACUGAUAAAACCGAACCAGAAAAGCCCAAAGGUGGUGAACCACCCAAGCAAGAAGAACUAGAAAAACCGGUACCAGCUAAAGAUAUACCGGUAGUAGAAAAGAAACCAGAGACUAAAGUUCUAUCGAAAGCAGAAGUGAAAGUAACACCAAAGUCCACAUUGAAGUUGGCCACAGUGACCCCUCCGAUGAGAAAAAGGCGGCAGGUGUCAGAGAAGCUUGAUGGAGCCACUCCAUCUAAGAAACCUGCGGAGGAUGCUGGGACUCCAGACAUAAGAACUAAAAGGAAUAGGACUAAGGUGCAGCUGUACCAAUCGCCCACGCCGGAGCUCACGAUGGCCACCAAGCUGUCCGCGUCGGCUGGUCGCGCCACGCCCACCAAGCCCAACGACGACAAGCUCAUCGUCUUCUACAAGAACGAAUACCUAGCAGUGCGCAAUGCUGAGGGUGGGUUUUACGUGUGCCAAGCCGUACAGAAUGUAUACCGCUCCACACGCAAGAUCAAGAUUCGCUGGCUCUCGCAGGACAAGGCGGACUCCAAGGGGGAGACAUACAAGCCCGACUUCUAUGACGUCACAGACAUGGAGUGUGUCCUAACAACACUGUCGUUGCAACGCGCGAGCGGCGGCGCGCAAAUACUGAAGGCGGGCGAGCGCGCGCGAGCCCAAUCCAUACUGCAGCGAGCGUUGCGCGCCGAGCAGAGCGGAGCCAACUGUCUGCAGCUUACAGAGGAGCACCCUGACGGAUUGGACCUCUCGCUUUACAAAGACGAGUCGCAACUGGAGAAGAAGGCGACCCGCAAACGGAACAGCUCCAAAUCAUCGCCGAAAGCAGAAGUCAACGCUAGCGACACUGCGAAAAGCGAACCGACGCCAAGCAAAAAGGCGCGCAGCGCGCCCUUGCGCGGCGGCCGAGCGCCGGCCGCGCCCCCCCCUCCCCCCGCGGCGGCCGCGCGCCGCGGCGGCGCGGGGCCGAGUAGCAAGGUAGGCAUAGUGCGACGGAUAUAUAGACAUACGGCCACCGCGUUAACGGAGAAGGCCAAAGCUAAGACGCCGGCGAAGCGGACCCCCGUCAAGCCGGCCAAGGUCGAGACCCCUGUCGUAACGCCGCGGAAAGGAAGACGCGCCGCUAAAGAAAACAAAUCAACUCCGGUAGUGCCAACCCCUUCGACGUCGACGGGCAAAACCAGCCGCACGCGUCGCCCCGUCAAGAAAUAACACACACACAAAACCCCAGUGCGCGCGUCACGCGGUCACACUUGUGUUGUGUGUGCGCCAUGCAGACAAACGCGCGACGUGCGCACGUCACACGGACAUACAUGUGACGUGAGCACGUCACACAUUCUCACGCGGGACUUCUCUGCGUCAUACAGUCACACACGUGACGUAACCGCAUCACACAUUCACACGCGUGUCGUAUGCAUCUCACAAGGAUACUCGUGUGAUGUAAACGCGUCACACACACAGACGUGUGACGUGUAUACGUUGCAAGGACACACGCGUGACGUGAUGGUGUCACACAAACACAUGUAUAAUGUACGCGUCACACAGAGAGCGUAGUCGAGCUUUAUAUGUCAAAUGUCAUUUCAGAGUAAUGAAUACCUUAAUUAGCCUUAUACCCGUAUUCACAAUCAUUACUAUGAGGCUCAGAGUGCGCUCGAACGCACAGUGUAGGUUCCACCAAUCAGAUGACCGUGUCACGUCAAUUUACAAUGAUCUGAUUGGUGGAACCUACACUGCGUUCUGUGAGACCUCAUAGUAAUGAUUGUGAAUACGGCCGUUAAUUAUACCUCACGAAUAAACAAGCAAUAAACAUUAAAGGCCUAGAGUCUAAAGUCUAGAACUCUAGAGUUCUAGACCGACGAGCGAUAUACUUACAUUCGGUAAAGUUAACAGUAGCUUGUGGCUCGUAUCGUUGCGGUCUUGUAAUAAUCCACCAGCGAGCUUUUGAUUUUAUUCGUCCGUUCCAGUGUUUUAGCGCUCUUAUUCUCGUAUGACACUGAAAACUUCAUCCACACGCAAAACGCACAUACUAUAACAACUAAAUGUGUUCUCACCUAUACUACCUCGAUAUAGGACAAAAGUGAAAACAUCUAAAUAAAACUUUUCAAAGGCAUAAAAUUAAAAAAAAAUGUUUGUUGUAGGGCUGUUGAAGAAAAGCAAAACUCGCGCGGGAUUCCAUUUUUGAAAAACAUUGUAAUAAUGAAAAGCGAUUAUAGUUUAUGGCACGAUAAUAUGGUAAAAUACCUCAAUAACAAAUUGCAAACAGCUGUUCUGUUUGGUGGCCAUUUCACAUACGGAUGUACGAAUAGAAAAAGAUAAACAAGAGAUUUUAAUUUUAUAGCACUACUUGGUACUUUAAAACACCUCGAUAAAGGACGGCAGUCUCAAAACGGCUGUUCUGUUUGGCGGCUAUUUUACGAAUAUCAUACGUACUCACGGAUGGAAAAAAAUCGGAGUUACUCGUAAGGUUGAAAUCUAUAGAGACCACUUUGAUUUUGCUUAGACUUAAGUUUCAGUUAAAACGAGACAGAUUUAUGCCAGCGGUAUAACACUGUCUCGUUUUAAUAGUGUCUUAAGUCUGAACAUAGUCAAAUUGCGCUCUAUAGAUCUCGGCCUCAAGUCGCGCCUAAAGCAGUUUUAUUUAAGGGGCAUAACACGGGGUCUGCCCGCGAAAUUCAAAUUUAAUUUGGUUUUUCGCAAUUUGUAAACUAAUACGACAAAGUAGGCUUAUGGUAUUCUAAUUCCGCAAAUGGCAGUAUCAUCU
Molecule: messenger RNA, 4253 nt
Organism: Maniola jurtina (meadow brown)
Lineage: Eukaryota; Metazoa; Arthropoda; Insecta; Lepidoptera; Nymphalidae
Product: protein piccolo-like
Exons: 8
Coding region: 614-2704 (696 amino acids)
Source: RefSeq, a predicted model, not a curated record